Ictalurus furcatus (blue catfish) is the source of this 6126-nucleotide messenger RNA. Its product is annotated as zinc finger protein 585A. Bases 1615 to 5187 code for a protein of 1190 amino acids. Lineage: Eukaryota; Metazoa; Chordata; Actinopteri; Siluriformes; Ictaluridae. Gene Ontology annotation, biological process: negative regulation of transcription by RNA polymerase II. The transcript is spliced from 4 exons. Gene Ontology annotation, molecular function: DNA-binding transcription repressor activity, RNA polymerase II-specific. The record is from RefSeq and is a predicted model, not a curated record.
UUAUUUAUGCAUUAAUGGCUGUUAUAUUAAAUAAAGUUUAUUAAUUAAAACAAAGCAAGUAUACUUUACCUGUGCACACCGUUGUAAAUGGUAAAUCUGCACUUAUAUAGCGCUUUUAUCCAAAGAGCUUUACACUGUGUCUCAUUCACCAUUCACCCAUUCACACAAACACUUGCACACCAAUGGUAGCAGAGCUGCCAUGCAAGGAGCUAGCCUGCCAUUGGGAGCAACUUGGGGUUCAGUGUCUUGCCCAAGGACACUUCGGUAAGUGGAGUAAUGUAGGCCGGGAAUCGAACCACCAACCCUACGAUUAGUGGACAACCCGCUCUACCAAUGCUCAGCCGCCGUAGUUAACUCGUCUCCCCUCAGACACAGUGCUGCAAUAGUGCUCCUGCAUGCAAUUCUCAAUUCUCAUUUAUCGGUGGAUCUGAUAUUACAAAACAGAUAUCUGAUUAUGGAAAUAUGCUAAAAUAUUGGGGAAAAUAUUUGUAAAACCGAUUAUCGGUUGAUCUCUACCCUCAACCCUGGCCCACUGGGUGAGAAGGGAUCAUCACUGUGACCUUUGAACAAGCUGGACACCCAAACAUUUUUGUCUUUUUUUUUAUGUAAGCACAAUAAUAUUGCUUCUAUUAGAAAUUAUUUGGCAUAACAAAAAUGAACACUAUGUGAUUCCUGUUGGUGCACAAGAUUAAAAAAACAGCUAACCAAUAUUUCUCCUAUGUUAUUCUUAUUUCUCUUUUCUCUUAUUUCCCUAAACCAUUGUGACAAAGUAUUUUUUUUCACGAGAACAUUGGUUUUAAGGAUCAUACACGCUUCAGCAGGGGUCUCGCCAGGUGAAAGCUCGUGUAAUGCAUAUUAGAAAGUGCAUCUUUCUGGGGCAUCUAGUCUUGCACUUGACAGCACAGCACAGCACAGUGACUCAUCUAAAUCUGUAGUUAUCCAUACGCUACUCAAGCCAUUGUUCUCUGAAGGCUGUGUCUACUUGUGUACAGUAUAGUCUGGAGGACGAGUGACAGGAAGUUUUGAGCAACACUAUUGCUUCAAUGUAGGCUUAUCUGAGAUUCUUUUCGCUCUUGCCUUUAUUAGGCCUUCACCAACUAACCUAAACAGAAGCCAUUACUAUUUAUUUAUUUGGCUGAUGCUUUUGACCUACCACCAAAGCCAAGUUGGCAAUGUUACUGUAACAUUUCUUUUAACAAACCACAAGAUGAUGUCAGGCCACAUCAUUGUUUUCUUAUAGUAAUUAUUUCUUUAUAUAUUUAUUUUCAUUAUAUUAUAUGUUUUAAUGCAUUUCUUAUUAUGCAUGAUGUGCAGCACUUUGGUCAACACUCGUGUUAUUUAAAAUAUGCUGUAUAAAUAAAUUUGACUGACUUUUGAAAAUUCCCUCCAGAAUGUAGCAAUUGGCUUCCAGACAGGACAACUUUAGUUUAUAUAAUGUUACUCUGAAAUGUGGGUUAUAAAAUAAAAAUAUAUAUAUUUAAAAAAUAUUUAAUCUUUGGUCAUUGUUGCCUCUUUCUGAUCCAGGCACGAGUGCUGUCCUGUUGCAAGUCUUCUAUUGGUGUUCUCUUUCCUACACCUCUUAUAUAUCUUAUAUCUCCACAAGAACAUCAAGAGAUGAAUUCAGAAGAAAUUAAAUGUGAGAAUCCGGAACCCAAAGAGAGCUUCAGUACUCAGCAAAGCUCAUCUGAUGCUUUCCACACUAACACCUCUCAGUCCAAAAAGAAAAUUCACAAUUGCUCACAGUGUGGGAAGAGUUUCAGUCAAAAGAGUUAUCUCACAACCCACCAGCGGAUUCACACGGGAGAGAGGCCGUAUCAGUGUUCACACUGUGGGAAGUGUUUCAACCUGAGUAGUAUUCUCCGAAAACACCUGCGGGUUCACACAGGUGAGAAGCCGUAUCAGUGCUCACAGUGUGGGAAGAGCUUCAGCCUGAGGAACACUCUCAAAAGACACCAGCGCAUUCACACAGGAGAGAAGCCGUAUCACUGCUCGCAGUGUGGAAAGAGUUUUACCGAGAGAGGUAGUCUCAGACAACACCAGCGAAUUCACACAGGAGAGAAGCCGUAUCACUGCUCGGACUGUGGGAAAAACUUUUCUGUCCAGAGUAGUCUCCAGCAUCACCAGCGCAUUCACACUAAAGAUAAACCAUACCGCUGUUUAGAGUGUGGGAAGAGAUUUAGAAAAGGAGCUCAUCUCCAAGCACACCAACAUGUUCACACCGGAGAGAAGCCUUAUUAUUGUUCAGUAUGUUGGAAGGGUUUUAGUAGGCACGGUUGUUUCCUGCGACAUCAGCUCAUUCACACAGGAGAGAAGCCGUAUCAGUGCCCCCAGUGUGGGAGGAGUUUUAGGAGGCGUUGUCAUUUACAGCGACACCAGCACAUUCACACUGAAGAUAAACCAUAUCACUGUUUGGAGUGUGGGAGGAGUUUUAGAGAAGAACCCGAUCUCCAAGCACAUCAACAUGCUCACACAAGAGAGAAGCCGUAUCAGUGCUCAGAGUGUGGGAAAAGGUUCAGGAACCGCGGUCAUUUUCAGCGACACCAGCGCGUUCACACAGCCGAGAAAGUUCACCAGUGCUCGCACUGUGGGAAGUAUUUCAAUCAGAAGAGUACUCUCAAAAAACACCAGUGUAUUCAUUCGGGAGAGAAGCCAUAUCACUGCCCAAACUGCGGGAAAAGUUUCAGUCAGAAGAGUACUCUCAAAGAACACCAGCGCAUCCACACGGGAGAGAAGCCGUAUAGAUGCCUACAGUGCGGGAAGAGUUUCAGUCAAAACGGGAACCUCAAAAAACACCAGCGGAUUCACACCGGAGAGAAGCCGUAUCAGUGCUCACAGUGCGGGAAGAACUUCACAGGCCAGAGCGAUCUCCAGCGACACCUGCGCAUUCACACGGGAGAGAAGCUGUAUCCGUGUUUACAAUGUGAGAAGAGUUUUAUUGAGCGUAGUAAUCUUAUAAAGCACCAGAGAAUUCACACUGGAGAGAAACCGUAUCAGUGCUCACACUGUGGAAAGAGUUUUACACAGAACUGUAACCUCCAAAAACACCUGCGCAUUCACACAGGAGAUAAACCGUAUCAGUGCUUAGACUGCGGGAAGAGUUUUACUCAAAGGACUGAUCUCCAAAUACACCAACGCGUUCACACGGGAGAUAAACCGUAUUACUGCUCACUGUGCGGGAAGAACUUCACAAGCCAGAGUCAUCUCCUGCGACACCAGCGCAUUCACACGGGAGAGAAGCCGUAUCAGUGCUCGCAGUGUGAGAAGAGCUUUAUCGAGAGAGGUAUUCUCAUACAACACCUGCGAAUUCACACGGGAGAGAAGCCGUAUGGAUGCUCACACUGUGGGAUGAGUUUUGCACAGAGGAGUAAUCUCCGAAAACACCUCCACGUUCACACUGGAGAUAAACCGUAUCAGUGCUUGGAGUGUGGGAAGGGUUUUAUACAGGGAGCUGAUCUGCAAGAGCACCAACACGUCCACACCGGGGAGAAGCCGUAUUACUGCUCAGUGUGCGGGAAGAGCUUUACUAGGCAUAGUAGUUUCCAACGACACCAACACAUCCACACUGGAGCGAAACCGAAUCAGUGCUUAGAUUAUGGUAAGAGUUUUCUUGAGAACAGUAAGCUCAUAAAACACCAGAGAACUCAUACAGUGGAGAGUUUUAGUGGACGUAGUAAUUUGCAGCAACAUAAACACGUUCACACGGCUGAGACUGGGGACGUUCCACAGUUCUUUUUAGAACAACGUGUGGGAAUUGAUUACUGUGUGGAGAUCCUCUCAGCAGGGACGACCGUUAAUCACGCGCUGGUCACAAACCUCAGUUUAUAUGCCCUCUGCCAGGCUGUAGCGCGAGCUGUGCACGCGAGCAACAAUUUACAUUUUGUGAGGUAUUUGAGUGGUGUCCAGUCUUCUCUUGUUGUCUACUUUCCUACACAUUUUAAAUUUACCUCCACAAGAACAUCACAAGAUCUGACUAAGAUGAAGUCAGGCGAAAUUAAAUGUGAGAAUCCGGAACCCACAGAGAUCUCCAGUAGUCACCAAAGCUCAUCUGAUACUAUCCACACAAACACCCCUCACAGAAAAAAAGAAAAUCACCACUGCUCACAGUGUGGGAAGAGUUUCAGUGAAAGGACUAAUUUCAGACGACACCAGCGCAUUCACACAGGAGAGAAGCCGUAUCAGUGUUCGCACUGUGGGAAGAGAUUUACCGAGAAUGGUCAGCUUAGACAACAUCAGCGCAUUCACACGGGAGAGAAGCCGUAUCCCUGCCUGGACUGUGGGAAGAGUUUUAGGCAAAAGAGUAGUCUCACAAAACAUCAGCGCAUCCACACAGGAGAGAAGCCGUAUAGCUGCUCAGACUGUGGGAAGAGAUUUACACAAACUAGUAGCCUCCGCCAACACCGGUGCAAACCGUAUAAACCGUAUUACUGCAUAGAAUGUGGAAAGGGUUUUAAACAUGACCUUAGUCUCCAGUUACAUCAACGUAUUCACAAAGGGAACACAUCGUAUGACUGCUCACAGUGUGGCAAGAAUUUUACGAGCCUGAGUACUCUUCAGCGACACCAUCGCAUUCACAUGGGAGACAAGCCGUUUAAGUGUUCACAGUGUGGUAAAGGUUUUAUAGAGCACUGUAAGCUCAUAAACCACCAACGAAUUCACACAGGAGAGAAGCCAUACAGCUGUUCACAUUGUGGGAUGAGUUUUACAGAAAGGAGGUCUCUCCAACAACACCAGCGCAUUCACACUGGAGAGAAGCCGUAUCACUGCUUAGAGUGUGGGAAACACUUUAAUAGAAUGACUGCUCUCCGAGUACACCAGCAAACCCACACAGGUCAGAAGCCCUAUCACUGUUCUCAGUGUGGGAAGAGUUUUACUACACAUAGAAGUUUCCGGCAACAUCUGCAUAUUCACACGGGAGAGAAACCUUAUCAGUGCUCAUACUGUCAGAAGAGUUUUACACAAUGGGCUACCCUUUAUAAACAUCAGCGUGUUCACACAGGAGAUAAACCGUAUUGCUGCUUAGAGUGUGGGAAGAGUUUUAAUCGAUUGGACAGGUUCCAUUUACACCAACGCAUUCACAGUGGACAGAAGCCCCAUUACUGCUCAGAGUGUGGGAGGAGUUUUACUAGCAUGAGCCAUCUCCAAAAACACCAGAGUAUUCACACUGAGAAACCAUAUCACUACGCUUAGUGUGAGAAGAGUUUUAGUAACCAGAGAAACUUUCAGCAACGCAAGCUGAUUCACACUGCUGAGAAUAAGGACAUGAUGCAAACUGUAUUAAAUAUACUAUUCCAAAGAAUUUCACAUUCACCAAUGAAGGCGCAGGUGUUUUAGGUUUUUUUAAUCUUAAUCCAUGCCCAUUCUAUGCAUACAAUCAUGCAGAUACAGGUCAAAAGCUUCAGUUAAUGUUCACAUCAAACAUCAGAAUGAAGGAAAAAGAAUGAUAUCUGUGACUUUAACCUGUGAUUUUCACACACAACAGUCUCUAGAGUUGACACAGAAUGGUGAGGAAAACCAAAAAACAUCCUGUAAGUGGAGGGUUUGCUGGCUGAAAUACCUUGUUGAAGAGGAGAGUGACCCGACUGGUCUGAGCUGACAGGAAGUCUUUACUAACUCAAAUAAUCACUCUUUACAACCGUGCUGAGCAGAAAAGCAUCUCAGAACGCACGACACAUCGAACCUUGAGAUUAGAUAGCUGCAUGAAUGUGCAUAAAGUGGAUGGUGAGUGUAUAUUUUGUUACAUACACUUGUAAAUUUUUUUUGGUGUUUUAUGUCUGAAUAGGUGCUUUUACUUGUUGAUUAAUUGUUAUUGUGUAAUUGUAAUAAUUGUUCAAUACUUUUGAGUAGCCAUGGAUUUAAAGAAAUAACAAUAACAUCAAUGAAAUUAAACAACAGAACACUAAUGGGUUUCAUAAAGGGAAAAAUAUAAUGGAUGUCUGCAGUUGUGCCCAAAUUUCUGAUGACCCUAAAUAAUUGUUUUUGAGGAUAAUUUACCUCAAUUAGAAGAGAACCUCAAAGCUAACACCAAUCCGUUAAACCCGACCGACAGUUAAAAUACUGUGUACUUGCAACCACAAUUCCAAAAAAGUUGGGAUGCUGUGUGAAAUGUCAAUAAAAACAAUGCAAUGA